AUGCGGGUUAACUUUGGGGUAGCAACCCUGACAACAACCCUGGCCUCAUGUUGCCUUGGCUCGGCCAUCAAAAGCGACAAACCUGAAAUUUAUUCCUUGUCACAACGUGACGGCAGCCUUCCAAUUUACAAAAAUGCCUCAUAUUGCAUCGAUGAGCGCGUCAAAGAUCUCCUAGAUCGAAUGACGCUUGAGGAGAAAGCUGGUCAGCUCUUUCAGACCAUGCUCUUCCAAGGUCCGCUUGAUGCAGUGAAGACUGGAGGUGUGGCGCAUAACAGCACAAACAACAUGAUCGGCGAAAAGCACAUGACGCACUUUAACCUCAUCGCGGACAUCACCAAUGCAACGGAGACGGCCGAAUUUAUCAAUCUUGUCCAGGAGCGAGCAUUAAACACCCGGCUUGGCAUUCCCGUCACAAUGUCAACUGACCCUCGCAAUGCCUUCACCGAGAACUUGGGUACUGGCUUCAAAGCCGAAGUCUUUUCCCAGUGGCCGGAGAGCCUUGGCCUUGCUGCGCUUCGGGACCCCUCCUUGGUGAGGAAGUUCGCUGAAGUCGCAAGAGAGGAAUAUUUGGCUGUUGGACUUCGUGCUGCGCUACACCCACAAGUCGAUCUCGCGACGGAACCGCGUUGGGCCCGCAUCGCUAAUACCUGGGGGAAAACAGGGUUUCAAGGAGACAAGCUUGGACCUCGGUCUGUCAAGACUGUCACCAAGCACUUCCCUGGAGGCGGACCCAUGGAAAAUGGCGAGGAUUCUCACUUCACAUACGGCAAAAACCAAACCUAUCCCGGAAACAACUUCGAAGAGCAUUUGAAACCAUUCAAGGCAGCUAUCGCAGCUGGUGCUACUGAAAUCAUGCCAUAUUACUCCCGACCUAUCGGCACUCGUUACAAUCCAGUUGGCUUCUCAUUCAACAAGGAAAUCGUGGCAGGUCUCCUUCGUGGUAAGCUUGGAUUCGGCGGCAUUGUCUUGACAGACUGGGGACUCGUUACAGACGUUGAUUAUGCAGGAGAGCCUAUGCCUGCCCGAGCCUGGGGCGUCGAGAACCUCACUGAGCUUGAGCGAGUAGCAAUGAUCCUCGACGCCGGAUGUGAUCAGUUUGGCGGCGAGGAGCGUCCCGAACUGAUUGUUCAACUUGUCCAAGAAAAUGUCAUAUCGGAGAGCUCUAUCCAUGAUUCAGUUGGUCGUCUUCUGAGAGAGAAGUUCAUACUCGGUCUCUUUGACAAUCCAUUUGUUGAUCCUGCUACUGCUGGCCGAAUGGUUGGAAACGAAUACUUUGUUCGUCUGGGCAGAGAGGCGCAGAGAAAAUCAUACACCCUUCUCAGCAAUCACCGAAAUACUCUUCCCCUCAAACAGCUCGACGAAACCACUAAAUUCUAUAUUGAAGGCUUCAACACUUCUUUCAUAGAAGCUCGGAACUAUACUGUUGUUGAUACCCCAGAGGAAGCCGAUUACGCCCUUCUCCGGUACAACGCGCCUUAUGAGCCUCGCCCUGGCGCCUUCGAGUCCAACUUCCACGCCGGCUCGCUCGAAUUCAAUGCCACAGAGAAGGCUCGCCAAGCUAAGAUAUACUCAACUGUACCCACAAUUGUGGAUAUCGCCAUGGACAGACCCGCUGUAAUUCCGGAAGUUAUCAAACAGGCAAAGGCCGUCUUGGCAAAUUUCGGGAGCGAUAGCGAGGCUUUUCUGGAUGUUGUAUUUGGCGUGAGUGUCCCAGAGGGCAAGCUGCCAUUUGAUUUGCCAAGGUCUAUGAAGGGUGUUGAGGCGCAAAAGGAAGAUGUGCCAUUCGACACAAAAGACCCGGUGUUUAGAUAUGGGCAUGGCUUGAGCUAUGUUGAAGACUGUGUGGACGGCGGUAAAGGCUCUUGA
Molecule: messenger RNA, 1866 nt
Organism: Penicillium samsonianum
Lineage: Eukaryota; Fungi; Ascomycota; Eurotiomycetes; Eurotiales; Aspergillaceae
Product: glycoside hydrolase family 3 protein
Exons: 2
Coding region: 1-1866 (621 amino acids)
Biological process (GO): glucan catabolic process
Molecular function (GO): beta-glucosidase activity
Source: RefSeq, a predicted model, not a curated record